This is a messenger RNA of Schistosoma haematobium, 3127 nucleotides long. RefSeq names its product transcription initiation factor TFIID subunit 11, variant 3. The transcript is spliced from 6 exons. Gene Ontology annotation, biological process: transcription initiation at RNA polymerase II promoter; RNA polymerase II preinitiation complex assembly. The record is from RefSeq and is a predicted model, not a curated record. Gene Ontology annotation, cellular component: nucleus; transcription factor TFIID complex. Bases 146 to 949 code for a protein of 267 amino acids. NCBI's taxonomy places the organism in Eukaryota, Metazoa, Platyhelminthes, Trematoda, Strigeidida, Schistosomatidae. Gene Ontology annotation, molecular function: protein heterodimerization activity; transcription coactivator activity.
CAAUGAACAAGAAGCUUUAAACUGGUUUCUAUCUAGUUAAAUUCAUUAUCAAAGUAUACCUCCCUACUUUUUUUUUCAAAAAAAAAGGUGCUGUUUUUACAGAUUCACUAUUGUAACCAAAUAAUUUCCUAACUCUUCGGGAAUUAUGGAUCCUAUUUCUAAAAGUCUUUAUCCAAUCAAUGAUGAAAAUAACAGCAGUACACAAAAUUGGAGUCAAGAUCCAGAUUUAACAGAUCAAAAUCAAGUCCCCUUAUCUACAACUGCAAUUCAGUCUGUUUCAGAUGAUGAUAACCAACCCAUUGUUGAACAACCGUUUAAAAAGCCAAAAUUGAUUAAUGUGCACAAUGUAGAUUCAUCACAAACUAAACGAGGUGAAUCUAAUACUAUUUCAGUCAUUGAUCAUUCAUCUGUUCCUUCAUCAUCUACUCAUAUAUCAGAAACUGUAACAAAUCAAUGUGAAGUUGAAAUUUUAACUAAUACUAAUUUGUUAGAUGAUGAAGAAACAGUUGAAGAUGAUGACGAUGAAGAAGAAGUGGAAGAUGAUGAUGAGGAGGAAGAAGAGGACGAUGAAGAUGACAGCGCUACUGUACUUGGUGAUGCAGAUACUGAAUCUGUUGUCAGUGAAAUUCUAUCAUCUGCACUACUACAAGAAAAAGAAGCAAGAAAAAUAGAAGAUCGUAAAUUACUGGCUUUAUUGGCACAUUUUGAUGAGGAACAGUUAAAUCGAUUCGAAACAUUUCGAAGAGCUACAUUUACUAAAGCUGUAGUAAGACGACUAAUACAAUCUGUAGCUCCAUGUUCAGUUUCACAAAAUGUAGUUAUCGCUAUGGCUGGCUUAACAAAAGUUUUUAUUGGAGAAUUAGUUGAAGAAGACCACAGUGAUAUUCUCAUAAUAUGCUUCAUCUGGAUAUACAUCUCGAACUAUAGCAAUUGUGAUCGUAAUUAUUAACUACUUAUCAUUGUGGAUUACUAGACUAAGAGAAACUCGAAUACGCCAAUUCCUGACUGUUUAAGUAACGUUCAGUAUAUUUUUCUUACGUAAUAACUUUAUCAUUAUUUUUGGAAUUUAUAUAUUCUUGGUCCGCCACAGUACUUAUAAAAUAUACGGAAUACCACUAAAUUAAAGAAUACUAUUAACCAAUUAUCUUCCAGAGAAUUCAUCUGAAGAUAAACAAAAAAAGAAGGCAAGCUUAUUUUGUAUGACUAUAAAUAUUGAUCAACGCUUGACUAAAUGGAGUUGGCCUGCAUUCCUUCUCUAUUGAGCAUCAUUUCGCACCACACUCUUCUCUUCGCUUCGUCCCUCUAACUGCCUGCCUAAAUCAAUGAGUGUACAAAAUAUACGUAUUCAAAAAUCCGUUCUCGUACUUGACUUAUUUAAUUCCGUUAUUCACUAACGCGAUCUAAGUCGAUAAUAAUAUACGAGGAUUGACGAUAUGUAUAUUUCAAUGACAUUCAAUCAUAUGAGGAUUGGCGACAUGCAUAUUUGGACAGCAAUUAUUCAUACGAUCCUACUGAAAUCAGAUAACGGUCAACAAGAACGUUUUGGAUUAGAGAUGAGUUCGUAUGUGAAAUGCAAGCAUGCUAGCCAGCAGUAAGCUGGUACUUUGUAAAAAAUUCAUUGUUCUCUGGGUUUGCUGUUUUUUAGGUGCAAUACAUUCAACAGUACUCUGUACCUUCAACAGACAAAUCACUCCACCUUUAGAAGCAUCACUUAACCUGAGACAACUUCAUCGUCGAAACAAUAAUUAUGUUCCAAAUAUUCGGUAAAACAGCAAAAUGUAUGUAGGGACAAUACAACAAUAAUUGUUAUUAUUAUUGUAUAUUUCUGACAGACAGGUACACGCUAUUUUUGCAUGCGUGAUUAAUAAUUUGCAACAUCGGUUCACAAAUAAAGUGCUUCCCAAGUAGGAUUUUUAAAUAGAUAAGAUCAAUGAAAAUCAGUAGCACUAUAUGUAUGCGGAUGUGCCACAAAGUUAUUAAUUGGGUUUAUGUAUUAGUAAUGUACGGUGAUUAUAGUUCUUAUGAUCUGUCCCGAAAACGGCAUCGCGAACACUCUGUGACCUUCAGAAACCCACAGCAGGUCCAAACCCAGAAUUCGUAUAUUAUAACGUGACACUGCUAAGUAUUUAUGCCAUACAACUGUUUAAUUUUAUAGUUGUGAUAAAGUAAAUAUAAAGGAUGACACUAGAUGUAACCUUGGAUGACGCGUUCGUUCACUUUAUUUCGAGCUUGUUUUAGGUGUAAGUGUUACUGAGCCCUAGCCAAACUUUAGCGAAUGUUUGCUGUACAACUAAAUGUUUUGUUUUACAUCUAAAUCUGUUGUAACCACGCAACUCAAAUUAAUUCUGCACACUCCAAAUCUCAGUUCUUGCUUGUACCCCAUAGAAGUUCUAGACAUGGCACUGACGAAGCAGACUCGCCGUAAGAGUACCGGUGGCAAGGCACCCAGAAAACAGUUAGUCUGUUCAAUACAGAUAUAAAUAGAAUUCAACACUUACAAACAGAAUCUGUCAUCUAUACCGUCUGACUUCUACUUUAAAGCAAUAGGAGUAUUAACAUAAGCAUCUAUUGAUAAUACAUGUAUCGUACUAUCACUGUAGUAUCAUUACUCUUGCGACAAACUUAACGUUUCCGAUCUUAGGAACUCAAUCACUUGUGAAAGCCAUCUAUUUCAGUGCGACUUGAUAGGACUUUAAAACGUUAUAUUUUUUCUAUUAUUUCUAUGGUUAACCGCUUUACAUUCAACCAACGUCCUAGUAACAUAUUAUUGCUCGUUGUUUUCCGAUCAGUUUCUGCCGCCUCCUUUUCAUUUGUCUUACAGCUCGGCAAAACCUGGAGGGUUCAUAUUAAUCGUUUGGCAACCUCCGGCUCACGACUACUCCCAACAUGUUUGGUACCGAUUCAAUUGGCCGUUCAAUCUGGUGGGGGGUGUAUAUUAGGUCCAGUGAAAUGUCACUGAGCCCUAGCCAAAUCAUUCAGCAGUCGGGUAACUGGACAUCGAACAAGUCAUCGAUCCCUGUCAAAGUCAAGGACAACCAACGCACAUCAGUUAAUCAUACGCCAUGGAUUAGCCCAUGCGGCGAUGGCCACAAAUUCACUUGUACCUACUUUAACUAAUAUGUCUCUG